Messenger RNA from Ectocarpus sp. CCAP 1310/34, 927 nucleotides. The record is from the annotation of a GenBank genome assembly. Lineage: Eukaryota; Phaeophyceae; Ectocarpales; Ectocarpaceae.
GGGGCGGGAUACGUCGCAGGGGCGAUGAUGGUGUUGGCCACCAACCCCGUGUGGAUGAUCAAGACCAGGAUGCAGCUGCAGGACAAGAAGGCUGAGAGCGGGGGGGUUUUGCUUAGCAAAGUUGCCCCCAAGCUCCUGAGAAGGAUGCCAGUGUUUCUGUUCGUCGUGUCAUGAUGUGAUCGUGUGGUUCCUGCAAAGCGCGGUCUGCUCACCACCUGAUACCAUCCUACCUUUACGAAACGCAGAUGCGGUACGAACAAUAACGCGCGAAGAGGGGCCGCUGGCGCUUUACAAGGGAGCGGUGCCAGCGCUGAUGCUGUGCGGCCAAGGAGCGGUGCAGUUCGCUGUGUACGAGUGGUUGAAAGCGAGGGUGCCGAAGCGAAACGAAAAUGUAACUUGAUACGAUAAAUACGUUACCCAUUUUAUUGUGUUUCGCCGCGUUUUACUUUGGCGUCGAAAUGCUAUGGCUCGAAGAAAUUGAGUGCACGGUUCCUACGUGUGAGGUAGCCCUGUGCCGACUUAAUCGUUUCGCUGAAACGGUGCAUCGUGAUGCACAUGGCUCGUUGGUGGUACAUUGGCAGCGGCAAGCACGAGCGUCCCUUGCAACUGCUGUUGUCUGUCCCCUGUAAACUUCUCCGAUCGUGUUUGUCCGCAGAAUUUUUUUUUGCGAACAGAUGCCGUGCCUGCUCGUCCUCGCAAGCCAUGCAUGUCUGUGUAGCGAGGGAUGCGUGUGAGUAAUGUUUGGCAUCUGAGAGAGAUGCAUCGAAGAAACUAUAAGCACUGGAGUUUGCCCUCGCUGGCUGUCCUGUACCCCCCACUCUGCAUGUUUCUCGCUCGGCUUGCCUUUCCCCCCAGACGCCGCAGGAGUCGCUCUUGAUGGGAGGUGCGUCCAAGAUUUUGUCUACCCUUGUGACCUACCCUACCCAG